AUGACGGCCUUCAAGGCCGUGCGGGACCUCACCCUGUACCAAAGGCGGUUUCCGGUGUCCGACAACACUGGAAAAAAGUAUAUGAUGGCAUCUCCCAACAGACUAUUACCCCAGGAGGGUACCUCCGGCAUCGCCGGGGGAGAAUCCCUCCCCGUGGCUUCGGCCGCGGGCUGCCCCUCGUAUUCUGGGGGGGGCAAGGACUGCCUUUCAAAUACGACAACAACGACGACCCAGGCUAGAAUUAUGGAACUGAUAGCAAGAGAUUUGGACUCGGAGGUGACGAGGCGCCCUUCAAUAGAAGGCGUCGAACUAAAGGAAGUGAGAGUGCGGCUGGAGCGCGCUCCCAUCGCGGCGCCUAGCGCCCAACAACAGCGCAGACCGACACUCAGUGACACGUCGGAAUCCGACAUGGAGAUUGAGGCACCAGAGAACCGUGCAGACCAGCACCCCGGACAAUGGGGGAGUCUUGGUCGGAAGCGGCAUCUAGCCGCCGCGGCAGGCGAUAUAGAGACGGGUCCCUCGCCCAAAGUGGCAGGAACAAGGAAGGGCCGAGGGCGGCCGCCUACAACAGGAGACUACGUUGGGCUCGCCAAAGCGAAACGGGAGUUGGCAUUGGCCACCCGGCGACAACUCGAGUGGGAAGCGGAGAAGGACGUCGCCGAGCUUACGAUGGGGCUGCGAUCGACCAGAGCGGGGGUCCGACUCUCAGAGACCUCCGCAUCUGAAAUAGAAGACGAAGAUGAGCUGGGCUCAGUUGAACUCGGCGGACAAAUUGAGCUUGGCGCAGCGGCAGUGGCGGCCGUCUGCGACAAAUCAAGUAACCUAAAAGGGACCUCUAAAAAGGCGCUUAAGGAGGCGGUUGCGCAGAUCCGGGCGGCGGCAAAACGUCUAACGUCACGGAACGUCAAUGAGGAGACGAGGCUCCUGCGAGCGGCCAACUCCCGCCUACAGGCGGAGAUGGCUGCACUAAAGAAAGAGGUGGCUGAGCUGAAGGCGUGCGUGUCGCAGGCGGGGGUGUCACCCAAACCCGUCACAGCGGCAUGCCCGCAACCCACGGAGGAGGAAUUAGAAAACCGGAUCUUGAGCAGGCUCUCGGACCGGCUCAACGCCCGAAUAGACGGGCUAGAGCCGCGCCUAAAUCCGGAGCCUCGCCUGCGACCGGCACUGGCUCAUGACAGGCGCGAGGCGGAAGCCAGACCACCACCCCCGGCAAGCCGUCCACGCCAAACACUGGAGACUACCCAGGCGGAAUUGCCUGAAGUGCGCCUCCCUGAAACAGUCCAAUCGGGCUGGAUCAAGGUUGGCGCAAAAGGGAAAAAGAAGGCGCCCACCUCUACAUUGGCGCCGGCCGUCGCUUCUUCUUCUUCCGCCGCGGCCCAAUCUGCCCAUCCGGGCCAAAAGGCGAAGACAAAAAAGAAGGCCGCUAAAAAGAAGGGCAAGGCCAAGAAACCAGAGACGGGACGUCCCCUCCCGCCGGCGCCUGCUUCCAUGAAGGAGACCAUGGCGUCGGUGGUUAAGAGGGGCCUGAGAGAAAAGGCGCCGACUACCACCAGAUCGGUGCCCACGACGAAGAAGAAGGGGCAAGAGAAGGUCAGGUCCUCGCCUAAGCUGCGGGCCCCCAAGACCUCGGCAGUCGUGGUGACUCUACAUCCCACGGCUGUGGAGAAGGGGGUCACAUACGCCAAGGCUCUCGCUGAGGCAAAACAAAAGGUGAACCUCAAGGACCUAGAAAUUGAGAGCGUCCGCUUCAAGCGGGCGGCAACCGGGGCGUCCAUCAUCGAAAUCCCCGGUGCCACUAGCGCGCCAAAGGCGGACCUCCUCGCGGAGAGGCUUCGCGAGGUCUUCGGGAACGGAGGCGACAUCACCGUCUCCCGUCCAACUAAAAUGUCGGAGAUGAUAGUGGCGGGACUAGACGAUUCCGUCACAAAAGAAGAAGUCACAGCCGCGGUCGCGGCUAAAGGCGGAUGCGCGGCAAACUGUAUCAAAGUUGGCACACUCCGCCAGGAGAGGUCCGGUCUAUUUGCCGUGUGGGUUUCCUGCCCCGUUGAAGCCGCCAAGAGGGUGGUUGAGGGGAAGCUCCUCGUCGGAUGGGUCUCGGCCAGAGUGAAGCUCCUAGAACGAAGGGAGCUGAGGUGCUUCAGGUGCCUUCACUCUGGCCACGUCAAGGCGCGGUGUACUGCGGAGGUCGACCGGGGGCUUCAGUGCUACCGGUGCGGCCAGUUGGGACACCGCGCCGCAGAGUGUAAUGCUGCCCCCCACUGCACACUGUGUGCGGAGGCUGGGAAGGCAGCUAACCAUCUCUUGGGGAGCAAGAUAUGCUCGGCCCCCAAGAAAAGGAUGCUUAGGAGAGUAUUUGUUGCGAGCAGAGCCAGCCCGCAACAGGCACAAUCACCACCGAGCGGUGAAGAAGUAGAGAUGGAGACAGAAAACACCACAAAAUGA
Papilio machaon (common yellow swallowtail) is the source of this 2442-nucleotide messenger RNA. RefSeq lists its product as uncharacterized. The transcript has a single exon. The coding region runs from base 1 to 2442 and encodes 813 amino acids. The record is from RefSeq and is a predicted model, not a curated record. Gene Ontology annotation, molecular function: zinc ion binding; nucleic acid binding. Lineage: Eukaryota; Metazoa; Arthropoda; Insecta; Lepidoptera; Papilionidae.